Molecule: messenger RNA, 1719 nt
Organism: Aspergillus caelatus
Lineage: Eukaryota; Fungi; Ascomycota; Eurotiomycetes; Eurotiales; Aspergillaceae
Product: putative amino acid transporter
Exons: 7
Coding region: 166-1539 (457 amino acids)
Biological process (GO): amino acid transmembrane transport
Cellular component (GO): vacuolar membrane
Molecular function (GO): amino acid transmembrane transporter activity
Source: RefSeq, a predicted model, not a curated record
AGGAUAGUCUUAUAGCGUCUGCCACGGCCUCUGGACUUCUUCUAUUUCAUCACUCUUGACCGUCUCUACAUUCGACAGGAGAGGGUAACUUGGCUGUCUCAUAUACUUGACUGUCUUAUACUCUCCAUCUCUCGACGCUCCUCGCCCCGCAAUAGUCGCGUCAAGAUGUUGAUGGAAGGCGUCCCUCCACCGUCCGACCCAAUCGAGAACAAGCAUGGCGACCCCAUGUACGCGGAUGAUGAUUUGAAGGCGGAGCUGGACAACACCCCUGUCGAUGACCCAUUUGGUAAUGAAGCAACUGCGGAGGUCAAGUACAAGACGCUGAAGUGGUGGCAAUGUGGAAUGUUCAUGAUUGCCGAAUCGGUGUCCCUUGGAGUCUUGUCCCUUCCUGCUACUCUUGAUACACUGGGCUUUGUUCCGGCGCUCAUUCUGAUUGUCGGUCUUGGUAUUCUCGCUCUCUACACUGGAAUGGUCAUUGGCCAAUUCCGCGAGCGUCAUCCGCAUAUUCACAACCUGGCUGAUGCCGGCGAAAUCCUCAUGGGUCGGUUCGGCCGUGAACUCUUCGGUCUGGGCCAGAUCCUGUUCUCCAUCUUUAUCAUGGGUAGUCACAUUGUCACCUUCACCGUCAUGAUGAACACGAUCACCGAGCAUGGCACCUGCUCCAUUGUCUUCAGUAUUGUGGGCAUGGUGAUCUGUUUGGUCCUGUCACUGCCCCGUACGAUCAAGAACAUGACCUACAUCUCCAUCGCCUCCUUCAUUAGCAUCUUCUCCGCAGUCAUGAUCACCAUGAUCGGUGUCGGUGUCCAAUACAAGGGCGGCACUAGCAUCUACGCCACCCAGCAGACAAACAUCUACCACGGCUUCACCGCCGUGACCAACAUUGUGUUCGCCUACUGCGCCCACGUCGCCUUCUUCGGUCUGAUCGCCGAGAUGGAGGAACCCAAGGACUUCACCAAGGCUCUGUGCCUGCUGCAAGGCUUCGAGAUCGCCCUCUACGUCACCGCCGCCACCGUCAUCUACUACUACGUCGGCACUGGUGUCGCCUCACCCGCUCUCGGAUCCGCCGGCCCUGUGCUCAAGAAGGUCGCGUACGGUGUGGCCAUCCCCACCAUCAUCGGUGCCGGUGUCGUCAACGGCCACGUCGGUCUCAAGUACAUCUAUGUUCGCAUCUUCCGGAAGUCUGGCCGCAUGGCUAAGCGCGACUUCGUCUCCGUUGGUUCCUGGGUUGGCAUUGGUGUGACCUGCUGGAUUAUCGCUUGGAUUAUUGGAGAGGGUAUUCCUAGCUUCACCAAUAUUGUUAGCUUGAUUAGUUCUUUGUUCGCCAGUUGGUUCACCUACGGUCUGAGUGGCGUGUACUGGUUGCACAUGAACUGGGGUUACUGGUUCUCGUCUCCUCGCAAGAUUGCCCUCACCAUUCUUAAUUUCUUGAUUGUUGGUAUUGGUGGUACUAUUUGCGGUCUGGGAUUGUACGCCUCCGGCAAGGCCAUCCACGACGACAGCUCUCGGGCCAGCUUCACCUGCGCCAAUAAUGCGGACUAAGCUUUGACUUUACUUUACGGCAUUAAUUUAUCUAUCUGGUUUUUUUUCGCUUAUGGGUUGGGUUUCUGUUUCAGCGUCUGACGAUUUGCGAUAUGUUGUACGGAUGAUCUACGGCUGAUUCUGAUGGUCAUGUAUAUACUAUAGACUUGCAUUGAGCGUGUUGUUCUAGAUGUCUGUGUU